Molecule: messenger RNA, 2057 nt
Organism: Folsomia candida
Lineage: Eukaryota; Metazoa; Arthropoda; Collembola; Entomobryomorpha; Isotomidae
Exons: 9
Coding region: 321-1928 (535 amino acids)
Source: RefSeq, a predicted model, not a curated record
UUUUUUAGUAAUAGGGGCGAUUGGUUCAUAAAUGAGCUAUUUUUCCUUUGUAGACACGUAAAUUUUAAUGUGGGUGAAUUUUAACUAUCUGAGUUAGUGGCCGAAAUUGGCCUGAUAUUUCCUUGUGCACGAUUGCUUCAUAUUUAGUAUCUAAGGGCUGUAUAAGGGCUAGUAACUAUGUAGGAACUAAAUGGCUGUGCUCGUGAUCGUGUUAGUCACAAUUUGUUAGAUUGUCUGGCUGCCCUUGGCUGUUUUUGAUCAAUGUGUAGAAAAUCGGUCUCACAUUCAUAAUCUUCAACCAGUAUUUUUUGGUUGUUGAAAUGGAUCCCAACAUUGCAGGUGCUAUUCAUCUGCAGACGGAAAAGCUGCGCCAUGAGCUGGUUAUUGACCCACGAUGUCAGCAACUACAGCAUCAUGACCCGUACACGAUGAACGAAUUGUUGGAACACUAUCCCACCGUGAAGACCACCACUUCAAACAAUGUGACACGAAGCGUAUUGGAGCGAACCACCUCAACAGCAACCAUCCUUGGACCAGGCACUUACCCCAUAAAAAAGAAUUCAUGGAGACCUCUCAGUCGUCGACGUGGGUCCCUGGAAAAUCCAGAAUGUGACAUCGUUAUACUAAUGAUUGGAUUUUCUCUAAUUUUUUGCCUGAUUGGUCUCAUCCUGGAAGGGAUUGCCUAUAAUUCAGACGUUGCCUGGAACGACAUGAUCAAAGACGGUGACCCAUUUCCGUCCCUUGAGUCAAUCACCUACUUUGACAAUAAAAAGUUGGUGUUUGACACCUCUGACCAAAGAUUGGCUGAGGCGAAAAAGCUGGUGUUGAGGGAUGGCGAUCUCGAACCUGUGGCCAUCGGAUGCAUCGUCGUCUCCUUCUUUAUGAUUGUCCUCACUUUGUUCAUGUACUAUCAGGGCGAGGCAUACAAGAAAACGGUUGUUUUGUGUCACAUUCCCGUUGGAGCUAUAAUUUUACUAGCCUCAAUCUGCAUCUUUGUUUCAGAUGAUCAAAUUGAUGGAGAUCACCUAAAGGCUGCUGCACACCUGGAAGUAUUUCUUCAAGACAUUAUGGAUUACCAAGAGCACACUACGUUUUCAGGGUUUACACUGGAAAAUAUUGAAGAAAUUGGAAUACAGACUUUGAAUCUUAUUGCAGUCGAAAAAAUGUGUGCCCUGGGAGUGUCCAGUAGCGAAGGAAGAAUUAGUGUCACUGGAAGAACUACGCAAUAUAUUUAUAUUCUUGAAGACAAGAAAGUCAUGCGUAAAAUUACACUGGAUGAUUUGCAUACUUUGGGUUUCUGCUCACAAGAAAGCUACAAACAUGGUGCAGGGAGUGUGCUGUUAAUUUACUUUGUUUUGUGCUACCUUGUGCCGCUGGUAUUCUAUUGCCGGGUGCACGGGCGUGGCGCGGCAAAGGUGGACGAUGAAGCGGAUGACAUGGAAGCGCUUGACAUUGAGACGUUGAAAUUCACGGACCUACCACCCUCCACAUUUGACGAUGAGAAUGUUCCCCCUCGCACAAGCGAUAUGCAAAUCCCACCACUGGAAGGACAGUACGAUGUCCGUGCCGCCCCACGGCCACCAAAAGUCCCCAUGGACGAGUUGCUUGAAAUGGAGUAUGCGCAAUUAUCGCUUUUGCAUAAGAGAGCAAUGGAAAUGAAUGGAGAUGUGGACGAAUUAUCUCGGGAUACCUCACGACGCCGUUCCCCAGAGUCAAGAGCAGAGUCUCCAGCAGCGGCUUCUUCGGGCAAGAAACAAAAGGAUGAAUUGCAACCUGUCGAAUCAGAACGCUUGUACAGUUUGGAAAACAAACUCAAACAAUUAGAGAGAAAGAUUGCCCGAGUUGAAGAAGAAGAGAGACGAUUCCAUCGUCCCCAAUCUGCUCCUCAGAAUUCAGGUUCCAAUAAUGAGGAUAGCGAAGAUAAUUGAAUAACGAUAAACUGAUGAAACUUUAUUUAUUAAAAAUAUUAAAAACACAAAAUGCUAUUUGUUUUACUCUAAUUAUAUGUAUGUACAUAUGUAUGUACAAAAUUUAACAGUGUCUCUUGGUUCCGUUUC